Messenger RNA from Jatropha curcas, 1848 nucleotides. RefSeq names its product calmodulin-binding protein-like protein. Lineage: Eukaryota; Viridiplantae; Streptophyta; Magnoliopsida; Malpighiales; Euphorbiaceae. The record is from RefSeq and is a predicted model, not a curated record. Gene Ontology annotation, molecular function: calmodulin binding.
AGGGUCAACAUUCCUCCACAUGUCUCGGUUGCUUGAUGAAUGAUGAUCGACCAUUAUCUUAAUACUAUCAUUUCAUGGUUUCCAUUAUAACCCAACUCAGUUUCAUCCCAUUUUUCUAUUUUUAUGCGCAAUUCACGCUCUUUUGAUCAAUCUCAAAACCCAUAUUUCCUCCUCUUUCCUUCUUAUACUCACUUUUUCUUUUCCUUUUUUCCCAUGAAUCUUCUUCUUCUGCUGCUUUCAACAAGUGUCUUGUAGAACUUAACUAGCAAUAUUAUACAUAUACAUAUAUGGCUACAAAAGCAAAGGAUAGUAAUAGUAGUCUGAGAAAGGAGAAGAAGGUGACGCCCUCUUCACAUUCUCACACCACAAGCAAACAACCCAAUCCCAGACCAACCACAACAAGCUCUAAUACUCUUCAUCAUCCUAAAGACAAAUCAACCAAACCAGUUCCAAACUAUCUGAAGCCUACAUUUAGCUCAAGCUCAGAGUCCUUAAAGGUGGUUAAUAAGAAACUUGCGAUUAAUAGUGAAGAUGCAGCCAACCAAAAGCUUCUUAGAAGAAGAUCUUUUGAUAGACCUCCAUCGGCUUCUAGAGUACAAAAGUCACUUAUCUCUCCUGUCCGUAAAGACAGAUCGGGUUCUCGAGAUAAACCAUCACCAUUGGCUAUCCGAUCUUCCUCUUUUUCAGCAUCAAGAACUCCAAGUUCAACACCUAAACCAGUUGUUCUGGAAAGGAAGUCCGGUAAGUCUUUUAAGCCUGUCAAAUCUCAGGCUGCAGCAGAGACAAUAAAGAGGAGCUCAAGCUUCUCGAGGACAAGUACUACUAGUGUAUCCGAAAAUGCUUCUCCAAAUCACAGUCAUGAUACAACUCCGGUGGCUGUCCAUCUUGAAACAAAGCAAGAAACAGAUAAAGAAUCUUUGAUUCAAGAUGUUGAAGGGGUCAAUGAUGCAAGGGAGAUAGAAACACCAAAAGCUGAAAGAAAAGAUGUAGAUGCAGAUCAUAUUGCUUUACAGUUAGAUACUGAUCAAGUUAAAGAUGAUGACAAGGUCAAUAAACCUAAGGAAAUUUCCUCAGAUAUGAUUUCACAAGGACAAACUUCUCCAAAGGAAACCCAAGUUGAGGAAUUGACUGAAAGUGAAUUGCGCCAACAAGAUGAAGAAGUAGAAAAAGGAGAAACUCAUCAAAAUCACAGCAGUUGUAAUUAUAAUAAUGACCCUGAACCUGAACCUGAACCUGAACCUGAACCUGAACCGGAAGAGAGUAUUCACGUAGAUAAUGCUAAAGUUGGGAGUGAUCACGAUCACGAAGACAAAGAAGAGAAUGCCAAUGAAGAAAUUAUAGAGGAAAACAAUAAGGAAGAGAAUGAAGAAAGCGAGAUUCAGGUUAAGUUGAAGGAAGAAGAAGAUCAUGUGGCAGGGAUUAGUGUUGAAGAAGAAAUACAAUUAGAAGAAGAUCAGGAAGAAAGAAAGCAGGAGGAGGAUAAUAUUAAUGAAGUGCAAAAGAGUGAAGGAGGACAAGGGAAUAAGAAGGAAACUCCAACGGCAUACAAUGAUGUGAUAGAGAAGUGUAAGAAUAAGCUACUUGAGAAGAGGAAGAACAAGGUGAAAGCACUUGUUGGUGCAUUUGAGACUGUCAUUGAUUAUGAAACUGCAAAUUCUAAAUAAGUACAUCAUCUCGAUCCAAGCCAUUGAGGACCUUUUUUUUAAAUUAAUGUAUCACUCAAUUCAAGAGUUAAUUUGUGGAUACUCAACUGUUGUAUUAUCUGUUUAACCAACCAUGACAUUAUUGUGCUGGGCUAUAUAAAGCAUAGACAUAUACAGACUCUUCGUUUAUUCAUUUAUUUCUUCU